AUGCAAGGCCGAGGGGUAAAUCACUGGGACAGUCCGGUGUACAUUCUUUUGGCAGUCCGGGGCAGUCCGGUGGCAGUCCGUGGCAGUCCAGUGACAGUCCGUGGCAGUCCGGUGGCAGUCCGUGGCAGUCCGGUGGCAGUCCGUGGCAGUCCGGUGGCAGUCCGUGGCAGUCCGGUGGCAGUCCGGUGGCAGUCCGGUGGUUCCUCUUUGUCGUUGAAAGGCGACAGGUCAACCACUCCAGAAAACCGCAAAAAACUGAAGCACAGGUACAAACAGAACGACAACCUGCCCAGCCCAGUCGACCAGCUGGGCACGUGGACGGAAACCAUCCCCCUGACCCAAAACACCAAGGAAUCCGUGAUGGGCCCUCUGGAAUCCUUCCUGCGCUCCAUAAACUGCUACCCCGAGCAGGACAACAACAGGAAGAAGGAGGCUGCCAAAAGCAGGCCGAGGUUUCCGCUUUUGCAGCCCACUUCGCCUCCGCCUUUGAGCGAAAGCGUGGACUGCUUGCAGCCUUCGAGUUCGAGCGCUUUCAGCUGGACGCCAUCUUUGUUGGCGCAGCGGCGCAACAAUAAGCCGGCUAGGGGUAAUGAGGGCUCUUUGCCAGAAAGGGAGGAGAACGAUUGUAGUGGUGAUCAGCCUCAUUCUGCUUAGAUGUGGAAAUUAUUGCUAUUUUUCUUUGUGAAAAGUGACUCAGGAAAAGUGGUGCAAUCGUUUUGAUAUUGGAAGAAAUUUUCUUAUUGAAGUUGAUUCAUAAAACGAGCAGUGGAAGUUCGGGAAAGUCUCUUGAAUCAGAAAAUUGUCAAAGUUAUCUCUGAAAAUGUCGGUGGAAGUAAAAAUGAAUGAAUUUCAGAAGGCGAAGACGGAUUUUUGGUACUUUUUAAUUGGAUCUCAGACUAGUCAGUUCAGAUUAAUUCAGUGAGUUUUAGCUUUGCUUCAUAAGCUAUUUCAAUUUGUAUUAUACAUAUAACCUCAAAGGUUGAAGUAAGUAAGAGAUGCGCGUUCUAGUGUUUUGAAGUUUGAAAAUUGUGAACAAAAUAUAUCUGGAAGCAUUAACCGGACUUUUAUGAACAAGAAUUCGAAGUAUAACUUCAAUAACACAGUUAUAUGAAUCGCCACAAGUACUAGAAGAAUUGGUUUUGAUUGUUAUUUGGAUCUCAGACUAAUCAGUUCAGUGAGUUUUCAUCUUUGACUCCAACGAGAUGUCCUACGCUUCAGCUAACCAAGUCAUAGAAUACUAUUACAUUUUCCACUUCUCUAAUUGUGAAGGUAACUUCUGUGAGAAUAGUAUUAUUUCAUUGUUCAUAAGUUAUCUCAAUUUGUAUUAUACAUAUAACCUCAAAGGUUAAAGUAAGUGAGAGAUGCGCGUCCUAGUGUUUUCAAGAUUGAAAAUUGUGAACAAAACUUAUCUAGAAGCAUUAACCGGACUUUGAUGAACAAGAAUUCAAAGUAUCAAAUCAAAAUCGCAGUUUGAUGAAUCUUCACAAGUACAGGCAGAAUUGGUUUUGAUCGUGAUACGAUAUUUUGUAAUAAAUAGUUGGGGAGCAUGAGGAUCAUAUUGAAUCAUUGAAAUUGCCGAUAUUU
Messenger RNA from Phaedon cochleariae (mustard beetle), 1584 nucleotides. NCBI's taxonomy places the organism in Eukaryota, Metazoa, Arthropoda, Insecta, Coleoptera, Chrysomelidae. The record is from the annotation of a GenBank genome assembly.